Messenger RNA from Engraulis encrasicolus (European anchovy), 2180 nucleotides. Its product is annotated as calcium/calmodulin-dependent protein kinase type IV. The coding region runs from base 714 to 2180 and encodes 488 amino acids. Gene Ontology annotation, molecular function: ATP binding; calmodulin binding; calcium/calmodulin-dependent protein kinase activity. Lineage: Eukaryota; Metazoa; Chordata; Actinopteri; Clupeiformes; Engraulidae. Gene Ontology annotation, biological process: protein phosphorylation. The transcript has 11 exons. The record is from RefSeq and is a predicted model, not a curated record.
AGAAGACGUUUCGACUUUGACAGAUUAUCCAGGAAAUCGUCCGAAGACACCAACACAGAGAAUUCAUCUGCCAUUUUUUUAGUAUCAUGUGCUGCUUGUUGACAGACAUAAUCACGGGUCUUGUUGAUGCCGUGGAGCGCUGAGCCGAUUCGAUGGAUUUCCGCGCUGUCUUGAAUGUUGAGUCGCUGGAUUUGUGAUGCUCAAAAUACCGUGUGUGGUGGGAUGUUUCACAUCUGCUUUGGUCAGUUCUUAUUGAUGCCAAGAAUUUGAUCAUAAAAAAACAGAGACGUAUGUUGCGAUUGGAUAUUGUUCAUUCUGGAUCAUUGGGUUAUAACGUGAGUAAUUACAAUUCCGGAAUAUUGAUGGCAGUGAUUGAUGUAACUCCGAGGCGUUGAAUAGACGAGAGGCGUACAAUCCCAGACUCUUGGCGGCAUAAUACAGAUAUUUCAGUGACAUGGACAUCGACGGACAGAAUGACUAAAUGAUUAAGUCCUCAAGAACCAAUUGGGCUUUCAAAAUCGUUAAUUUGUUUGUCAUAGAGACGCUUGGUGGCGAGCAUCGGAUGCAGCUCAGCAGAACUACGUGGAAUUCGUAACCACGGCAGAUGAUGCUUUUUUAAAGAUUUCUUCGACUGCCCUGAGAUUUUGUACUUUCACCACCAAGGCUGCUCAUCUACUUGGUUCGAGACGUUUCCUUGGAGUGCGAUCGCCGACAUGCCUACUUCACGCACGGGAGCCUGUGCGGUGGAGUACUGGGUCGAUGGAUCGCGUCGGGAUGUCGCGAUGGAGGAGUUUUACACCAUGGGGGCAGAAUUGGGAAGGGGGGCCACAUCAGUCGUCUACCGCUGCGAGGAGAAGGAGACGGAGAAGCCCUUUGCUGCCAAGGUCCUGAAGAAGACGAUCGACAAGAAGAUUGUGAGGACAGAGAUCGGUGUGCUGCUGAGGCUGUCACAUCCAAACAUCAUCCGUCUGAAGGAGAUCUUUGAGACGGAGACGGACAUCUCCCUUAUCCUGGAGCUGGUCACUGGAGGGGAGCUCUUCGAUAGGAUUGUGGAGCGGGGCUACUACAGUGAGAGAGAUGCAGCGCAUGUCAUCAAGCAGAUCCUGGAAGCGGUGGCGUAUUUACACAAGAAUGGAGUUGUACACAGAGAUCUGAAACCAGAAAACCUCCUCUACGCUGACAUGUCCCUGGACGCUCCACUGAAGAUAGCGGACUUUGGCCUCUCCAAGAUAAUUGAUGAGCAGGUGACGAUGAAAACGGUGUGCGGCACACCUGGCUACUGUGCUCCAGAAAUCCUUCGUGGCAAUGCGUAUGGACCGGAGGUGGACAUGUGGUCCGUGGGAGUGAUCCUCUACAUCCUACUGUGUGGGUUUGAACCAUUCUUCGAUCCGAGGGGGGACCAGUACAUGUACAGCCGCAUCCUCAACUGUGACUAUGAGUUUGUCUCCCCCUGGUGGGACGAGGUCUCCCUCAACGCCAAAGACCUGGUGAGUAAGCUGAUCGUCCAGGACCCUCACAAGCGCCUGACGGUGGAGCAGGCUCUGCAGCACCCCUGGGUUCUCGGCAAGGCGGCCCGCUUCUCCCACAUGGACACCACCCAGAGGAAACUGCAGGAGUUCAACGCUCGCCGCAAGCUGAAGGCGGCCAUGAAGGCGGUGGUGGCCACCAGCCGCAUGCACGAGUGCUCGCGGCGUAGGACCGACAGCGUUGAGAUGCCCGGCUCCGACAAGACCUCCCGCCAGAGCAGCAUGCAGACAGAACCGGUCUCCGAGUCUCAGAGCGAUCCGGACCUGGCCGGCGACAAGACCUCGCCGAGCUCCACUCCUGCUGCUGCUGCUGCUGCUGCUGCUGGUGGUGCCGGCAUCGGCGCCGAGAAGGAAAUGGACCCUCCCCAGAACCAGAACCAGAACCAGCCCGCCUGCACCUCUUCGCCGACGCAGUCCGUGCCCACGUCUCACAGCCCCAAACCCGGCGGCGGUAGUGGCACCAGCCCGCCCCUACCCCUACCCCUACCCCUACCCCUAGGGGGUCCCACCCUCGCCCCCUCCACUACGGCCACCGCCACCGCGCUCCCUCUCACCAGACCCCCCCUGAAGCCGGACGGGCUGAUGAAGCAGGUCUCGGUCAUCCCAAAGACAUCUGGCAUCUUCCCGCCCCCGCGGCUGCCCAUGAAGAGCUAG